Molecule: messenger RNA, 711 nt
Organism: Sinocyclocheilus anshuiensis
Lineage: Eukaryota; Metazoa; Chordata; Actinopteri; Cypriniformes; Cyprinidae
Product: clathrin coat assembly protein AP180-like
Exons: 3
Coding region: 42-431 (129 amino acids)
Source: RefSeq, a predicted model, not a curated record
GUAAUUUUAUAUAAUAAAUUCAGUCUUUCAGAGCCUGGAAGAUGUUUUUAAAUGUUCAUCCUCUCCUCCCUGUAGAUCCCUUCACUCCAGCGGCUGGUACAGCUGAUCACUCCCUUCAGUUGGACCUGUUCUCCAUGCAGCCAGUAGAUGACAGUAACUCUCUCUUUAGCUCAGUGGCACCCACUACUGUCCAGGCAUCUGUCUCCACCACCACCAGCACUGUAGCCCCCACUGCUUCCCCAGCCCCAACGAUAGACCUGUUUGCUGUUUUUUUUGAUCCCAUGCCAGAUUCAUCUGUUCCCAAAACAGACCCAAACCCCAGUCUAGACCAGUUUUCAGCAGAUGUGUUUUGUCCUCCUGCUGCUGCUCUGUCGGCCCCUAUGAGCUGGCCAGACAGCGGGGCAGAUCUGGACCUGUUUGGGGGUUGGUAACUACCCAGUUUGCAUGCUGGGGGUUUGAUUUGCAUGUCUUGCUCAGAUGGUUGCUGUGGAUUCUGUUAAAGCUGUUCUGAUGGUUGAUGAGAUUUCCUGAGCUGACAGUUCAAAAGGCUUUAAUGAGGUUUAUGUGUGCACUUUUGUGUGAGUUUGUUUCUAUUUCUGGCUUUUAUUUAUGUGUGAUAACACUCUCUCUCCAUCUCUCGCUCUGGUGUUGUUUCUCAGCGUAAUGGCUUUGGCUCACUCUAACCUUUUUUACCCUAAUGCUGCAUGGAUG